AUGGCGCAAAAGGCCAUGUCAGCCAACCCUUUCAAGUACAUGACGACUGAAAAGUCACCCUUUUGGCGCAAAUUCAGGGAAGCGCUCGUCGUCAAUCCGGAGUCGAGUACUGGCGUACCUCUGGCGACGAGCAAUCGCUUUCCAACGCCUGGAUCGCGAGAAGAGGGCUAUCGCAUGCCCGCCAGCAAGGCGACCGAUCCUGCCUUUAAUCCAUACUACAAACGUGACUUUCGGCGGAUGUACCCCAAAGUCGAGAUGGUGACCCAAGAUCAUCUGUCCAACCUGCUCCUCGCCCAGCCAGAGGGAUUAGCAUUGCCCAAGCCGGGUGCAGCAAAAGUGGACAACAUCGCCUCGGCAGACGGCAAAUCGCUCGCCACGCUACCACAACCGCCACCUUCGCUCUCUUCGCUCUACUUCACAGAAGCCGCUCCCACCCAAUCGAGCUGGAAGCCGCCUCUGCCCCCGACGCAGAAGAAGAUCAGAUACGCGCAGAGCUCCGAACCGAUCAAUGCGGACGAACAUGCUUAUCAUCCUACUGUCAAUUAUGUUGCCUACUAGACUGCGCAAGCCGC
Messenger RNA from Mixia osmundae IAM 14324, 572 nucleotides. RefSeq lists its product as uncharacterized. Lineage: Eukaryota; Fungi; Basidiomycota; Mixiomycetes; Mixiales; Mixiaceae. The coding region runs from base 1 to 558 and encodes 185 amino acids. The transcript is spliced from 6 exons. The record is from RefSeq and is a predicted model, not a curated record.